Mus caroli (Ryukyu mouse) is the source of this 1329-nucleotide messenger RNA. It is a transcript of the gene Commd7, whose product is annotated as COMM domain containing 7. NCBI's taxonomy places the organism in Eukaryota, Metazoa, Chordata, Mammalia, Rodentia, Muridae. Gene Ontology annotation, molecular function: NF-kappaB binding. The record is from RefSeq and is a predicted model, not a curated record. Gene Ontology annotation, biological process: tumor necrosis factor-mediated signaling pathway; negative regulation of DNA-templated transcription.
GCGCUGUCACGAGAACAGCGGCUGGGAGUGUGGCGAAAGUGCGGCUGCGGAAGCGCAGCGAGACCCGGGAGGAGGAAGCGAGCGUCGCUGCCCGGUUGGGGGGUUCCUGGUACCAUGGGCCGCCUGCACUGCACGCAGGACCCGGUGCCCGAGACCGUGCGCGGCGACAUGCAGCAGCUGAACCAGCUGGGCGCGCAGCAGUUCUCGGACCUGACAGAAGUGCUUUUCCAUUUCCUAACUGAGCCCAAAGAGGUGGAGCGAUUUCUGGCUCAGCUAUCUGAAUUUGCCACCAGCAAUCAGAUCAGUCUUGGCCCCCUCAAAAGCAUCAUGAAAAGUUUCCUUCUGGUUCCAAAUGGUGCACUGAAGAAGGGCCUCACUGCCGAGCAGGUGCGGACUGAUCUCCUGACGCUAGGUCUUAGCGAGGAGAAAGCCACUUACUUUUCUGAAAAGUGGAAGCAGAACGCCUCGACCCUUGCACAGUGGGCCAUGGGUCAGACCCUGAUGGUUAAUCAGCUGAUUGAUAUGGAGUGGAGGUUUGGAGUGACAUCUGGGAGCAGUGAAUUAGAGAAAGUGGGAAGCAUAUUUUUACAGUUAAAGUUGGUGGUUAAGAAAGGAAAACAAACUGAAAAUUUGUAUAUAGAAUUAACCUUGCCUCAGUUCUACAGCUUCCUGCAUGAGAUGGAGAGAGUCCGAGCGAGCAUGGAGUGCCUCAGCUGACCCUGUUCCCGUUCCCUUGCUCCUGCCUCUUCCCUAGUGGCUGCCUACUCCAGGCUCCCAACUGCCUUGAGAGGUCUCGGAUAAAGAGCUUCUAAAACCAAGAGUCUCAGUGCUUGAGGAGUGCUGCCUGAUUCUUCUGCAAGCCCCACUGGGAGCCACCCCCUCCAGCGCCUGGGUGACUUUACACCUAGAUGCUCUGAGAGCUACUGCACCUGGGACUGUUUCCAUUCUCUGGGAGGCAGGUAUUGUCACCUCCCAUCCAACAGUUAACAAACGGCUCAGUUCCUUCAUUCAGAUGGUUGAGUACUUGCUUGUGGCUGAGGAAGAGGCAGGCGGUGUGGACAGUGUGUCAGGAGUGGUCUCAUCUGUGUCACACUGUUUGGAGGGGGAAGGGCAUUGCCAGCCAGUGUUUGCCGAGUCAUCUGUGUAAAAGCCUGUGCUUAGUCUUCUCUGGAAAGAACUGAGGCCAGACUAUUUCUGUUUUUGUCUCUUUGCCUUUUGUGUUAUAAGGAGGUAGGCCUUUUGAGGCCAUCUUACAUUGUUUAGUUCCAGAAAAACAACCACCUUUUGGUUAAGUCGUAAAUUAAAAAGAAAAACAGUUUCUAAAGAAAA